CAAUGCAUCUUGUAGUCUCUACUCUGUUGACCCUAGCAUGCAGCCGGCUGGUUAACUCAUUCUUCCUUCCAGCUCCUCUCCUCAACCACUUCUAUAUGAUGAAAAAUAGAGGAUAUGAUCCUGUGGUUGGACAGGACGGAUCUGGAGUUCUCAAGGUGGAUGGACGUCCUUAUCUGCAACCUAAUUUAAACUGUGACAACUGCUUCACUCAAGCCAGGGAAGACACUGGUGAGGAAGAUGAUUAUGAACUAGACAGUCUGCCAACUAUAAAGCAGAAAAGAGAUCUGAAGCAGGAUGAAGAAAUGAUGCUGAAAAGAUUCUAUGAAGAUUACCAUGGAAUGAAUGGAUAUAUCAGAGCAACAAGAUCUAGCCGACCAACACGUGCUCUUAAUCAACUCAGGCUUGGAAAACGUACCUUGAGCCAGCUUAGGAUUGGGAAACGAAACUUGAAGAAACUGAGACUAGGAAAAAGAUCCCUCAGUCAGCUGAGAAUUGGAAAACGCAGCAUGGACACUACCGAAGACGACAUGUAAAUUUCCAACGCCAUUUUGUAGGACGUAAAACACAUUACAUCCGCUUAAAGUUGAACAGACCACAUUUACUGAGAAUAGAAUAGAAAUAAAACAGCUUUAGAGAUUAUUUUUUUAAAGAAUGAAACCUUUACUUCUAAGAUGAUGUUUUUGAUCUGUUAUUAUUAAUAAAUGUUGUAUUUGAAGAGGCAAGUAAAAGAGGAGGACUUGCAGGCCUCUUCAAUGUACGUAUUAA
Molecule: messenger RNA, 765 nt
Organism: Eurytemora carolleeae
Lineage: Eukaryota; Metazoa; Arthropoda; Copepoda; Calanoida; Temoridae
Product: myomodulin neuropeptides
Exons: 5
Coding region: 3-533 (176 amino acids)
Source: RefSeq, a predicted model, not a curated record